GAAGGAAGGAGAAGCCAUCAGGUAUGCUGUGGUGCCGAGGAGAAUGAAAGGUAUUCAGGAAAAACACCGAGGUCUUCCCUACGGCUCGGAGGAAGCUUACACUGCAGACGGAGUGAAAUACUACAUCAAUCACGUGACCCAGACGACCUCGUGGAGCCCUCCCGGGUUGAGCAGCGGCGCCCCAGAGCUGACGCCUCCGCCUCCGCCUCAGGAGACCUUAGAGGUGGAGGAAGAGCGUGAUGGAGAGGCAGCGGAGCAGAGACAGAACCCGACCACAGAGACGAAGAUGUAGGAGCAGAUCCUCCAUCCGUCCCC
Oreochromis aureus is the source of this 315-nucleotide messenger RNA. Its product is annotated as transcriptional coactivator yorkie-like. Bases 44 to 292 code for a protein of 82 amino acids. The transcript has 3 exons. The record is from RefSeq and is a predicted model, not a curated record. Lineage: Eukaryota; Metazoa; Chordata; Actinopteri; Cichliformes; Cichlidae. Gene Ontology annotation, molecular function: protein binding.